AUGGCCAAUUCAACAUCCCCAGACAUACUUAAUUUCUGCUUUCCGCUCGACCUGUCGAGGCUGGAGAAUGACCAGCUGCGGUUGGUGCCAUUUGAUCUCAGUUUUCAGCCACUAGCAGAAGCAUACGUGAAGCAGACCUCCGAGACACCAGAAAUAUUUGAGAACUACCCUUGUGGUCCAUUCGAGAGUGUUGAUGCAUAUGAACGCUGGUACAUCGAGCGAGUGCGCGCACCCGCGUCGGUCAUCGUCUUUGCCAUCGCCUUGAAAGCGGGCGUUGUUAGAAAACGCCAACCCGGCUCAGACGAGGUUGAAGAGCUGCAAGUCGAGGAGGGUACCCUUGCAGGGACCACGGGGAUCUUAAACGCCAGUACGGAGAAUGCAGCGGCUGAAAUCGGCCAUGUUGUGAUUCUUCCCCGAUUCCAGCGCACCUUUGUGGGCACGACUGCCCACGCGCUACUCCUGAAUUAUCUACUGAAUCCACGGCCAGAGGGACUGCAUCUCCGUCGCGUGCAGUGGCAGGCAUUUAGCGAGAACCACUCCUCGAUUGCCGCGGCUCAGCGGCUGGGGUUUCAGUUCGAGGGGAUCGUUCGUUGGCAACGAGUGUUACCCGAGGGGAAGAAGGGAGUCUCGACUGGUGGGAUGGAUGACAAGAUUCCGAACACAGAUCCAACCGGCCGAGUGAGGCUGGGACCUGGUUGUCACUCGGCGGUAUUGAGUUUGUGUUGGGAUGAUUGGGAGAACGGGGGGAGGGAGAGACUCAAUGGUUUGACGAGGAGAUAUGCUAGUUGA
This is a messenger RNA of Aspergillus clavatus NRRL 1, 789 nucleotides long. RefSeq names its product GNAT family N-acetyltransferase. The transcript is spliced from 3 exons. Gene Ontology annotation, molecular function: protein N-terminal-serine acetyltransferase activity; protein-N-terminal-alanine acetyltransferase activity. The coding region runs from base 1 to 789 and encodes 262 amino acids. NCBI's taxonomy places the organism in Eukaryota, Fungi, Ascomycota, Eurotiomycetes, Eurotiales, Aspergillaceae. The record is from RefSeq and is a predicted model, not a curated record.